Messenger RNA from Acaulospora colombiana, 1668 nucleotides. The record is from the annotation of a GenBank genome assembly. Lineage: Eukaryota; Fungi; Glomeromycota; Glomeromycetes; Diversisporales; Acaulosporaceae.
AUGGAAAUAACUAAAGUUCCGUCGUUCGAAAGUCUUGAUCUUGCAGAAGAACAACGUUCGAAUAAAAUAUUCUCUUCAAUAUUGAAAACACUACUAGUUAAUGGGAACAGAUAUAUGACCGCAAAGGAAAUAAGGGGAUCCACGAGCAUGGAUUUACGAGACUUGGCAAUUUCCACAGCAUUAUCAAAAAAGCGCCCAAAUCCAAUUGAAAAGCGCAAAAUGGAAUCAAAUGGAAUAGGUUAUCGAAUUUCCAGAGGUUUGUUUCCUCAAAAUUCCUACAUUCUUUCAUUGAUGGAAUUGGAUCCUCCGGAUCCCCCCGGAAAUAAUAAGAAAAAAGCUCCAGUGAAAAAAUCAAAAGUCAAGUCAGCUAAAGUUACUACUAGUCGAAAGAAAACGAAAAAGCCAAUAUCAAAAGUGACCACAAGGGCCAAGUCUGGAAAUGUUAUACCUAAGAAAAGAUCAGGCCAAAAGUAUGCCAGUAUCCGAGCAGUAUUUGAUUACGCGACUGAUAAUGAUUCUGACUCACCAGAAGAGAGAAUUUCAAAAAAGAGAGGUGUAAAAGUUCAUGCGUCAAAUGAUUCUAGUCCUACAAACAGUGAUUCAGACUCAACCGAAGAUUUUUCGUCAGCACAAACACCUCCAAGAGAAUCUAAUAUUAUUUUGAAUGAAAUCGAUGCGCACAACUCAUCAUUGUUAAUAACGAACGAACCAUCGGACUUUAAUGUUGAUCGUUCAAUUGGACCUGCAUCGUUUGCUAUUGCUCAGGAGACAGGCUAUUCUUAUCCUCGAUUUAGAAGCAGUCCUAGAAUGAGAUAUGCAAAGGCCAAAUGUGAAGACGCAUUUUGUGUUCGAGACCUUUAUCGCCUGGAUGGUUCUUUCUUGGGAAGAUUAUUUUGUCUAGCGGAUGGACAUGGGGGCUCGGAGUGCUCUGCAUUUUUAACGACUCGAGUCCCGAAUUGCGUAGAAAAUAUGCUUCGUCUUUACGAGCCUGCACAAUUAGACAACGACCAUACCAAAGAGAAGUUUAAGCGAGAUAUGACCAUGCUCAUUAGGCACCUUGAUGAUGAAUAUUUAAAUGCUAAGAGAGAAGAGUAUCGGCAUUGGCAGGCCCGUAACGGUUUGGUAGAACCAAUUGAUGACGGAGCAACGCUGGUCAUUAAUUUAUUUUUUGGAGAAUGGUUCGUUAAUAUAAAUGUUGGAGAUUCACGCACCAUUCUUGCGAGUAAAACUAAUGACAAGUGGAUUGUUGAUUUUGCAAGCGAAGAUCAUAAGCCUUUUCUUGAACGCCUUGCUGUGCAAAUCUUUUCUAACGGUGGACUUUUUGUGGACAGCCAGGACAAGCCAAUAAGAUUUGAUCCUUCGCCUCAAGAUCGCCCCAUUCGAACGAAUUUAAAAAGCGCGCGUAUUAGAUUACAAAAUGCUGAUAAUGACCUUGGAGUCCCUUAUAAAAAUAAUAAUGGGAAUAACUGGUCUCUCAACGUAGCCGCCACCUGCGGAGACUUACUUUUCAAAUUAGAUCCUUCUAAGCCUGUAAUAAACUGUGUGCCGGAUAUCUACUUUAAUAAGCUUGGUACAUUUUCGAAUCGCACUGGCAGACAAUUUAUACUGAUGAGCACCGAUGGAUUAUUUGAUCAUUUGUAUCUUUCCAAGGCCGAUAUGCAAAAUCAA